GCCAAUGAGGUGCCAUCCAGGACCUGGGCCCCAGAAAUAGAACAGGCCCCGCACAGUCUCUCCUGGAUGCCAGUCGGACGCUGAGGACAGAGGCCAGGCAGAGGCAGCCCUGGACGCUCCAGGCUCUUGUGAUAGCAGGGCUGCUGGGCAAGCAUAAGGAGACACCUAGCUCUCUCUUGAACUUCGAGAUCCAGACAACCAGAAGUCUUCUAUGGCUCCCUAUCACAUCCGCAAAUACCAGGAAAAUGACCGCAAACGGGUCAUAGAUUUGUUCUCUAUGGCGAUGGCCGAGCACAUUCCUGCCACCUUCCGCCACAUCCUGAAGCUGCCCCAAACCCUUGUGCUCUUGCUUGGGGGACCCCUUGCCGUAAUCCUAGUCUCUGGCUCCUGGCUUCUGGCCUUUGUGGCCAGCCUCGCCCUCCUUGCUGCCCUGAGGUUCCUUGCCAAAUACCCCUGGAAGCAGUUUGUAGUCAUGUCUUUGCACACAGACAUGUCUGACAUCACUAAAUCUUACCUCGGUGAGCGUGGCUCGGGCUUCUGGGUGGCGGAGUCCAAGGGGCAGGUGGUGGGCAUGGUGGGAGCACUACCUGUUAGGCAGCCCACCCUGAGGAAGGAGCAGCUGGAGCUGCUUCACCUGUGUGUGGCCCCUGAGCACCGAGGUCACGGGAUAGCAAAAGCCCUGGUCAGGACUGUCCUCACGUUUGCCCGAGACCAGGGCUAUGGGGAAGUGGUCCUGACCACCAGCAUGCUGCAGCACUCUGCCCUGGCCCUUUACCAGCGCCUUGGCUUCCAGAAGACGAGCCAGUUUUUCUUACUCAAAAGAUGGAGGCUAAUUUCUUUCUCUCAAAUUCAAUUUACCUACUGCCUCCCCUCUGCUCAGGACUCUCAGGCACUGGAGCAGGGAGGGGGCCUGUGA
Cervus elaphus (red deer) is the source of this 916-nucleotide messenger RNA. It is a transcript of the gene NAT8, whose product is annotated as N-acetyltransferase 8 (putative). Bases 212 to 916 code for a protein of 234 amino acids. Lineage: Eukaryota; Metazoa; Chordata; Mammalia; Artiodactyla; Cervidae. The record is from RefSeq and is a predicted model, not a curated record. The transcript has 2 exons. Gene Ontology annotation, molecular function: N-acetyltransferase activity.